Molecule: messenger RNA, 564 nt
Organism: Necator americanus (New World hookworm)
Lineage: Eukaryota; Metazoa; Nematoda; Chromadorea; Rhabditida; Ancylostomatidae
Exons: 1
Coding region: 1-564 (187 amino acids)
Source: RefSeq, a predicted model, not a curated record
AUGACUACAAGAGGGGACAUACGCCUUUCAGUAAGCGAUAAGGGUGGGGAAUUCGUAGUCAUGUCACAGGCUCUUGAUCGGGAAAUAACAAAUCUUCACUUGCAAGAUGAAACGAUCUAUCGCCGCGUAACAGAGAAAGAAUUCCUUGUGCAGUGCAAACGCUUGAAUCAUGUAUGGAUGACUAUGGGAAAAUCUGCUGGCCUUGACGAACGAUUUGUUAGCCGCCUAAAGCUUGACAAACCGACCUGCCCUGUGUUCUACAGCCUCAUCAAAACGCAUAAGCUGAAACCCGAUGAGGUCAACUCAACAUCAGCGGCCACAUUCAAAAUCCGACCAAUAAUAAGUUGUGUGGGAGGACCAACGGAUCGCAUUUCGUGGUUCCUUAAUAAAAUCGUGAGUCAAAUUUUGCCUAAAAUACCAUCUCAUUUGUCGAACACGCACCAUUUCCUUGAGCGAUUACGCAAUGCGAGAGUUGAGGGCAACUGCGUAAUAGAGUCCUUUGAUGUAACCUCACUCUACACGAAUGUAAAAAACAGUGAGGCGCUGCAAGUCUCUCUGAGAUGA